Molecule: messenger RNA, 966 nt
Organism: Salvia splendens (bonfire salvia)
Lineage: Eukaryota; Viridiplantae; Streptophyta; Magnoliopsida; Lamiales; Lamiaceae
Exons: 1
Coding region: 1-966 (321 amino acids)
Source: RefSeq, a predicted model, not a curated record
AUGGGAAAUGUUCUAGAGCUGGAAGACUACCCCUUAUGGGAUAAAUUAAGGGAGAUUUCUGUCAAAAUGGAGGGAUUACCUUGGUUAGUAGGGGGAGAUUUUAAUACGUUUGUCUCGAAAGAGGAGAGGCAAGGCUCCAGAUUGAACAGAACAGGGGAAAUGUUGGACUUUGUUGAUGCAAUUAAUGACUGUCAGCUUCUGGAUCUUGGAGCGGAUGGUGCAAAAUUUACCUGGGCUAGAGGGGAAACGUUUGAAAGACUGGAUAGGGCUUUAAUAGGUGAAGGUUGGCUUGAAUUAUUUUCGGCAACCAGAGUCCCUAAUCUACCGAGAGUGCUAUCAGAUCAUAGCCCCUUACUCAUACAAUGCCAUAGUCCAGGACCUCCAGUCCGGCCACCUUUCAGGUUCCAAAACAUGUGGGUAAGGCACGAAUCAUUCAUAAAGGAGGUAGAGAGAGACUGGAUGAUUCCUACAGGAGAGAGAGGAAUGGUGAAUUUACAAAUCAAGUUGAGCAGAUUAAAGAAAUGCCUGAGGGCAUGGAAUAAGAACGUGUUUGGUAACAUUUUUGAGAAGUUAAAGCAGGCGGAAGAAGAUGCUCAAGAAGCAGCUAUGAGGUAUGAAAGGAACCAAACUCCAACAACUAGAGCUGAGAUGAACAAAAAAGCUGCAGAGUUUGCUCUAAGACUUAAAAUGGAAGAUGACUAUUGGAAGCAAAAGGCAGCUAUAAGGUGGUCAGUGGAAGGGGAGAGAAAUACUAAGUUUUUUCAAGGUUGGGUGAGACACAAAAGAACCAAGUCAAGGAUACACGCUAUAGAAGAGGGGGAACAAACCUUGUCAAAUGAUGAAGAUAUUAGAUGCUCAGUUGUCAACUUCUUUCAAAAGUUGCUAACAUCUGAUAUAGAUGCUCUACAGGAACCAGAUCUGGAUAUCAUGGAAUCUCUGCCUAAUGAUCUUAAUUGGAAGAGCUAG